Messenger RNA from Plasmodium malariae, 2265 nucleotides. RefSeq names its product DNase I-like protein, putative. The record is from RefSeq and is a predicted model, not a curated record. NCBI's taxonomy places the organism in Eukaryota, Apicomplexa, Aconoidasida, Haemosporida, Plasmodiidae. The coding region runs from base 1 to 2265 and encodes 754 amino acids. Gene Ontology annotation, molecular function: 3'-5'-RNA exonuclease activity. The transcript has 3 exons.
AUGUAUUUUACAAAAAAUAGUGUAAUACCAUUUUUUUUGAAAAAAACAUUCAAAGCGAAUAGACUAUUAAAAAAUGAAAACAAAAAUUUAGAAUGUAUAUAUAUUAGGAAUAAUAUAUGUAUAGGGAAGACCAAAAUUAUGAAUAGAUAUAAAAAUACUGGAACUAAGAAAUUUCACAAUAAACCGAUAUAUCAUAGUGAAAAUGAAACAGUUGAAAAUAAGUUAAAAGAUAGUUACUAUAGAAAUAUAGGCACGAAUAUAAGAAAUAGUAAUAAUAACAGAAAAGACGUAAAAGGUGUAAAAGGAGUGAUUUUGAAUAAAAACAUCUCUAGCUGUGUAAAUUCAUUCAAGGUAAAUGAAGAUAUUACUACCAUGGAUCAUCUUCCAGGAAAUUUUGAGGAUAUAAAUCUGAUAACAGCAGAAACGAAAUUCAAAAAUGAAAAUCCUGAGUAUAUAUCGAAUAAUUAUAAUGAUAUUAUUACAAAGGGGAAAGCAAACAAUUCAGAAUUAAUAAAAUAUAUUAGGAAGAAAAGAAAAAAAAAAUAUAUAUUUAAAGAAUUUUCCGUUUUCUCAUUCAACAUACUAGCAAAUAGCUUAGUUGAUUAUAAAUAUGAGAGCAACUGUUCUAACGUUAUGAAAUGGAUUAAUAGAAAAGAAUUGAUUUAUCAAUGUAUUAUGAACAAGUUAUCAGACAUAAUAUGUUUACAAGAAAUAGAAGAAUCUUAUUUUAUGGAAUUAGAAAAUAAACUAAAAUUAUUACAUUACAAAGGGUUAUUUUUAAAAAAGAAAAAAGAAACGUGUAAAGAUGGUAUAUGCAUCUUUUAUAAUACAAGAGUUUUUGAAUUAUUAUUUUUUGACGAAAUUAUCUAUGACAAAUCGCUACUUUUGAAAAAAUGGCAUGUAGGUUUAAUAACAGCCUUACGAAAUUUACAUUCGAAAAAAAUAGAAUAUUAUGAUGAAGAUAUGAACUGUAAUAACAGUAUGGAGGAUAACAAAGAAAGGAUUAACGCGUCUGACUUUUUAUUUCAUGUAAAUGAUAUUGUUAUUGUUUCCAACACACAUUUAAUCUUUGAUUCUUGUAAAGGUGAUGUUAAGUUGUAUCAGUUAUGUUACAUGUCUUAUCGCUUAAUUGUUAUGAUAAAUAAAUGCAUUAAUUAUUUAAAGAGUAAUGUAAAAGGAGGUAAAUAUGGAUCUGAGGAAAAAGGUAGACAAAACGAGGAAGAAAAACAAGUAGAAGAAAAGGAAUAUGAGGACGAAGAAAAAGCAGAAAAGGAAGAGAAAAAAAAAAACGAGAGUAACACUUUUCUAAAGCCUGGUGUUAUUUUUUGCGGAGAUUUAAACAUAACACCUAAUAGUUUACUAUACUAUUAUAUAAUUAACAGAUACAUAAAUCUGAAGAAUAUAAAUUUAAAAAAUAUAUCUGGUCAAUAUUUAAUGUUUAAAAAGCAGUAUUAUUUUUAUAACUAUUUAAAUGGAAAUGAAAUUAAAAAAAUGUUUGAUGAAAGUAUAUUGAAUGAUUUAAAAAAUGAACAAUGUAGUAAAAGCUUAAUUGAAAACAUAAAGAAAGAAUCGUUAUUUUCAUUUUUCAAGAAUGAAGAUAUACUAGAUGAAGAACAUUUAAUAAACAUAUUUUCAGAUAUGAAGGGCGCGAGUUUGAAAAAUUAUAAUUCAUAUGAGUAUAAUUUUUACAGAUUAAAGAAUGAGGAUAAAAAUGAGCAACUCUCAAAUAAUGAUGUCCAAAAAAAAAAAAGAAAAUGUUCUUUCAUUGAACAGGUCGAGGAAGACUACAAAUUCAGUGAACAAUUCGCAGAGAUAAAUGAAGAAAAAGAAAGUGGGAAUAAUAAUUGUAAAUUAUGCGAAAUAACUGUUAGGAAGGAGAAAGAAAAGGAAGAAAUGGAAAUAGUUGAGAAUGAAGAACAGGAGGAUUUUAUACUAUACUAUCCCUUAUAUUUUGAAAGUAUAUAUAACAGCUGUGUGGAUAAUCGAAUAGAAAAAUCCUGUUACAAGUAUGAUACCAUUGAUGAAUUAAAUAAUAAAGAAAACAAUUUAGUGUUAAGUGAUAUUCCAUUUACUGUUUUUCAUGGAAAGCAAAAAGGAUGCGUCGAUUAUAUAUUUUAUUCAUAUAAAAAUUUGAAGAAAAUAUCGUGCACCAGUUUUCCUGCAUUUGGAAAACUUGCAAAAUAUGGGUGUCUUCCGAAUGAGAAGUAUUCUUCCUCCGAUCAUUUGUAUUUACAUGCCACCCUAGUUAGAUGGACAGAUGAAUAA